This is a messenger RNA of Vitrella brassicaformis, 2755 nucleotides long. The record is from the annotation of a GenBank genome assembly. NCBI's taxonomy places the organism in Eukaryota, Vitrellaceae.
CCCGCAAGCGGAGCGGCACACACACCCUUGGGCAACACACAGAAAAUCUGCACACUACACGCUCUACACUACCGCACGGAAAGAAACAGAACGUAUUCAUCCCCUCACUUGACAUGUCUGUCUGUCUGUCUGUCUCUCUCGAUCAACGAAUGGUAGGCGAGGCGAGUGACGGCCGUCUGACGACACACACAUUACACACACGUCACCCAACGACCAACCACCACAACUGACACAAUACACAUAACGUCAGGCAGUCACAGCUCGACUUUCCACGUCUGAGCUGUCUUGUCGCCACCUCCAGCUCUGUCAUCGGAUGUCCUCGUGUGUAGGGGGGCAGCGGGCAAUUCAUCCUCAUACCCCGCAGCGAUGCCCCGCUGGCCCUCCAGCGCCGCACGAGGCGCGUCGAGACCCUCCAAUGGCUCCACACCCUUCACACACACGCAAACGCACCACACACAACGAGUCCAUACCCCCCUGUGUGCUCUUUUCGCUCGGUGGCUGACUCACUUUGAAGCUUCGCGAGGUGUACGGCACCAGCACCGAUGCGAGCCCCACACUUAGCACGCCCUCCCCCUUGACCAUCAGCUGCUCGCCCGCGGCCUCCCCCCCGCCCCCCGCCCCCUGCACAGUGCCGUUUGCAGAGGUGUGGAACUCGCGGAUGGUGCCCCGGCCGAUGAGUGAGUGCUCCACUGUAUGGUGGUCGGCUGUUCGGCUUGGGAUGGCGGGGAAAGGAAGGGAGUCGAUCAGCUCAGCGAACUCGAGCAUGUACCGGCCGUCCCAUUCACGGACGCCCAGCGCCACCUCGAGCUCAUAUGGGGUGCAUACGGGUGCAGGGAGGUCCUUGCUGAGUGCCUCUGUGAGUGGGUCCUCCGGAGAGGCCAUGUGACAGAAUGCAUCGACCUCUGGGAAGUUGCCCAGCUUGGCCACACUCAGCUUCCCGACCACCAGAGACAACACCUGACGACCAGCCGACCUGCGUCAUGCACCACACACACACAGCACACAACACACAUGCACACACACACACACACACACCAUGAGACCACUUUUUCGUUCUUCUCACGUGUGUGUGCCAACAAAACUGACCGAAUGAGCCUCUUCAGUCUGUCAUGAAGCUUCCUAUGGUGCUGCAGUGCGACUGUGCCGUAGACCAGGCCGAUCACUCGAGCGGUGCGGACGGCCUCCACCGCCCUGUACCGCCUCAUCAGCAGCCGGCCUGACUGGGACGACACCUCACAUAACGAGCCACGGACUGGCGAGUACUGCCAUAUCUGACACAGACACACAUGGACACAUGGGAGGCCAUGUGUGAGGGAGGGAUGGUGGAUGGCCGGGGUACCUACCUUGUGUGUGUUGCCAUGCCGCUUGAGGAUCCGCGUCAGGAGGGGGCUGUCAUCCUCAGCUGAUCACGGGCACAUACGCAUAUACAGGCAUGCGAUGCCCGUAAAGAACACAAUGCUGCGAUGGUGCCGUGACUCCCAUUGCGUGCGCGUAGAGGAGUACCUAUACACACAAGCUGCAGCUGCCCCGAGUCAGAACAUGGGAGCGAAUCAAGGUAGGCGCUCUCAGGCGAGUGAUCGGGGGAAACAGGGGCCACGCGGACAGACAGAGGCUGGCAGGGGCCAAUAGAGAGAGAACAACCGCUCGAAUAUGUCAGCAGAAUUGUGGACCUGUCGCCCUGCUCACCUGCAGGUCCCUUCUCCCAGGUGACGCCUCGCCGCUGUCUGAUGGCCGAUCUCUCACUCGGACAGCACACACUCGACGAUUGGCAACUGAACCACACACCACACACACACAGAGAAUCACGUCACUUCGCGCCUCCCUCGCCCCCGAGAACGAGCUCUUCGCCGCUGACCUUGCAGAGGCACAACAAUCGAGUCCUUCUGUCCAUCCGCCUCCUUCGCAUCGCCUUCGCCCUCUUGGUCGAGAUGCAGCGACGUCCUGGGGACGGCCACGGCCACAUCGAAAGGCGUCGACGAGUCAUUCGCAUCGAUGACCAUGGUGGAGCCGUUGCUGUCGGCUGUGUGGGACGGUGGCGGGAUGGGCAUGGCAUCGAGCAGCUCGUUAAGGGCGUGGUGGUAAGCCACGUCGUAGAUCAAAAGACAGGGAGAUGAGAAGAGAGCGUUGGAGUCCAUCUGAGUGUGAAUGCAGGACACGCACGGCACACCCGUCCAUGCCACCAGGAGGACCCUGCCACAGGUCAGUGCGCGUCUGCCUACCUGUUUGAUGAGCUGUGCGGCGUCGAUUGGUACGCGCCCGAACACCCACAUCACGGGCAGACCGUGAGCCGUCACCGACUGACACGACGGGCCGUAGUGCACAAUACUGUCUGAUGGACAAGCAAACAAACAAGCAAGCAAAUGAACAAGCAGACAGACACAGAGCCAUCCAUGCAUCCAUCCAUCCAUCCAUCCAUCCAUUGCCGUCUUGCUACCCUCAUACACCAACCUGCCUACCUGCUCCAUAGUGCUGUGCAGCCACCUCGUCCACGGAGCACGCCCCAUAGGCAGUGUCGCCCAGCACGAACACCAGACACUCAGACGCGCCGCAUUGGCGAAGGCGUCGCUGAAGGGCCGAGCAGACGGCAGGUGCGUCCCUGAGGAGCGUGUCAGGGAACUGAAGCGCGGUUCGGCGAAAGCCGUGCCUAUGGAUGAGUGAGGCGAUGUGGUUGAUCUCGUAGAAAGAUUCCAGCGACACUGGGCACACGCUCCCAUCGCCAUUCACAGCCAUUGAGUUCGAGAAACUUCCCGCGGAG